This is a messenger RNA of Thunnus maccoyii (southern bluefin tuna), 4520 nucleotides long. Its product is annotated as coiled-coil domain-containing protein 171-like. The record is from RefSeq and is a predicted model, not a curated record. The transcript has 25 exons. The coding region runs from base 119 to 4063 and encodes 1314 amino acids. NCBI's taxonomy places the organism in Eukaryota, Metazoa, Chordata, Actinopteri, Scombriformes, Scombridae.
UAUCCAGCCAAUCAUGAGUUAGCGCUGAAAUGACGUAAGGACGCUAAAGAUGGCGUCGGAUUCAAACGGUUCCCGGUUGACUGUUGCCGGUGAUUGAAUUCGGCUCAGAGGUGGAGCUAUGCAGACCGAACCAGCAGAGCGGAGGAGACAGCCUGGCCGGAGCAGGCGAGGGGGGAGCGGGCCGGGCCGAGCGGAGAUGCGGGGGGGGACGCAACCGGGAGCCGCCGUCAGCUCUGCCAGGAGCUCCGAGGAGGAGAUAGCGAGGUUGAAAGAGUUCAUCGCCGCUAUGCAGCAGGAAGAGAAGCUGACAGGAGACAUGGGAGGAAGAGCAGAGAGGAAAAGAGAGGGUGAUGAGGAGGAGGGGGAGCGAGAGAGAGAGAGAGGGAGGCACAUGAGCCGAGGAGAUGGGGGGAGGAGGAGAGGAGGAGGAGGAGGGAGGAGGGCGACGUCAGAAGGGGGUACAGGCAGUGAGGAGUCGGGGAGGCUGAGGUGGAGAGUCAGUCAGCUGGAGAAAGAAAAGGUGGAGCUGACGUCCGGCCACAACAAGGAGCUAUGUAGGCUGCAGGCGGAGCUGACCCGGCUGAGGUCAUCAGUGGAGCGAGGGAAAGCUCAGAGGGUGGAGCUUCAGUAUCAGCUGACUGUGAGUCAGAGAGACGUCGACCAAGUCGCCAAGCUCGGCAGAGACAAACAGGCGCUCACAGAGCGAGCAGCGGAGCUCCAGCAGACAGUUCAGGAGCUGCAGAAAGCUCUGGACAUCACCCGGAAGGCCAGAGAGGAGGACCAGCAUGCUUUGCAGCAGGACGUGGAGGAGCGAGACAAGCUGAUUCAGAGCUUCAGCUCUGAGAACCAACGACUGCACCGACUGCUGCAGGAUCAGGAGGAGGCUCUGGAGGAGGCGGAGAGGAGGAUGACCGAGGUGCAGAAGGAGAGCGAGAAGGAGGCCGAAGUGAACAGACGACAAGCUAACGAGCUAAAGUACCUGACGGAGAGAGAGGAGCAGAGCAGGAGAGAGAAGGAGGUGUCAGAUCAGAGGGUGAAGUCUCUGCAGUCGAGCAUCGAGGCGGAACGAGCAGCUCACCUGGAGUCCAAGUUCAACUCUGAGAUCAUCCAGCUGCGGGUUCGGGACCUGGAGGCGGCGGUGGCGGUGGAGCGGUCCGGCCAGCAGGAGGCGCAGUGCAGCCUGGAGCUGCUGAGAGCUCAGUUCAGAGAGGUGGAGCGAGCAUACGGCCUGGAGAGAGAGAGGAGUGGCAGCACUGAGCGCGCUCAGGAGCGGUUGCAUAAAGAGUUCGAGCAGUGCAAGUCUGACCUGAGCGUUGCCUUGGAAACCGAGAGGAAGACGACCUCUGACCUCACGGAACAGCUGGAGGAGGAGAAGAGACGACACGCCGACACACACUCACAGCUGGAGCAGGUUGCUAAGAGACAGUCUGACACCGAGGAGACGUUUGUGAGCUGCGUGACGCAGAUCAGAGAAACUCUCCAACAACACGGCAGCAGCGGCUGUAGUCCUGCUGCAAAGCAUCAUGGGAACGAGAGUCUUUCCGCUGAAGUCCUGCAGCUGUUGAAGACGACACUCUGCGUUUACCGACACAGACUGGAAGAGACCGACAAACAGGUUCAGGAUCUGCUGCUUGCGUCAGAGAGACUGGAGGAGGAGAACCAGAGUCUGAAACGGCUGACCUCAGAUCAGAGCAGACAGAUUGAGGAGUCUCAGCAGGCGUCGGUCAAACUGCAGGAGGAAACGGCUCGGCUGCGCCAGGAGAGCUCCGAUUGGUCGACGCAAAGCCGAGGUCUGCAGGCCGAGCUGGAGAAGGAGAGGGAGGAGAGGGAGAGAGAGAGGGAGAGAGAGAGGGAAGAGAGGGAGAGAGAGAGGGAGAGAGAGUCUCAGGUACGCCUGUCCUUCCUCUACCGUCUGUACCAGCGUCUCCUCGCCGGCUGCGUCCUCCUCGAUCAGCCCCAGAGCCUCCUGGGUAAUUUUACCUGGAAGGAGCUGUGUGACGUCAUCAACGAGCAGGUCGACCAGCUGACCUCUGACCUCCGGAAGGCCAACAACAAGAUCACUCACCUGCAGAGUGUGUGCGAGCAGAAGAGCGUGUGCGUGCGCGAGCUGCAGCGCAGUCAGCAGUGUGUGUUGUCUCGUCUGGAGGAGAGCGUGAGGAGGAGGGAGGAGGCCUGGAGCAGCCAACACACACACGCUGUGACACAGCUGCAGAACGAGCUGCAGCUGUGUCGCUCUCAGUGCGAAUCUCUCCGUGACCACGUCUCCUCCCUGGAGCGUCACCGUUCCUCUCUGACCUCUGACCUCUCCCGCCUCCAGAGCCUCCUCUCCCGAGGCCGCAGGGAGUCUGCCUCCUUCCUGUCGGCGUGCGCCCUGCUGGCCGGAGCGUUGGCUCACACUCACCAGCGUCUGCAAGAGCUCUGCGAGCAGAAGAGACUCUUGUCCAGGCGCCUGGCGGAGAGGGAGGAGCUGGAGGAGGAGGUGAGGAGGCUGGCCGGCGCUCUGGGAGGUGAGGAGGGAGGCGAGGAGGAGGAGAAGGAGGAAAGAGGACGGAGGAGGAGAAGGGCGGUGAGGCGGUGGAGGAGGAGUGUGUGUGUGGUGUUGGCGGUGAGGAGGUGGCGUGCGUUCGCCAACAAGACGGCGGUGUUGUUUCGGCUGGAGAGAGGUGACGGCGGUCCGGCUGUGUGUGUCUGCGUCUGUGGAAAUAAAGCUACGGCAACACAGAAGGGACAAGAUGUACGGAGCAGAGAUAAAGAUGAUGAUGGUGAUGAAGGUCGUGAGGGUGUGUGUGCUCGCUGGCUUCGCUCCAAACGUCUCUCCUCCGCCGUUCUGUCCUCCAUGUCUGAGCUGCAGGGGGCGCUAGCACACACUGGCUCCUCCCCUUCAGACGUGAUGUCAGCAGCUCGUUCUGGUUUGUCCCGCCUCCUGGAUCACCUUCUCAACCAAGACAGACGGGACGCUGCGUCCCGUCUGUCUUGCAGCGGAGCGGACGAGGACACGCUGACGGGUCGGCUGAGACUCGGCCUGAACAGACUGACGCCUCCGCAGACCAACAUGAAGGCUCUGGUGUCCAGCCUGCAGCAGCACUUCCUGCUCUUCAGCCAACGGCUGCACUCGGCCGAGGUGGAGAGGCGGAGCCUGAGGCUGGAGGUGUCCAAUCUGAAGAGAGCAGGACGGCGGGAGAGAGAGGUUCCAGCCGAGCGUUUCCACAGCGUUUGUUCGGAGCUCCGUCAGGCUCUGAGCAGAGAGCAGGAAGCACAGACGCUCAUUCAGGAACAGUCGGCUCAGCUGCAAACACUGCAGCUCCGAGUCAACACACACUCCACCGAGCAGACGGACACACAACACACACUCAGCCAGACCGCACAGUGUCUGUCGGAGGCUCGACAGGAGGUGAGUCGGAAAGAGCGCUCGCUGAGGACUCUGGGUAAGCACCUGUCGGGGGUUCAGAGGGAGAGGAAGCAGCUGGAGGAGAGACUGCAGCAAGCCGAGGACGAGCUGAGGGACGCCGCCAGACGUAAAGAUUGUCUGAUCGGCUACAUGAACGCUGCAGAGAGGAGCUACAAGGAGGUCAGAGAAAGUCUCAUCCAAUCACGUCACUCGCUGUCAGCUCAGCCCCGCCCCCUGCCGUUGCCCCAGGAACACCUGGAGACAAAUGGAGCAGAGAGCAUCAUGGGAGCUCCUGAGGUGGCGGCGUGUCAGACUCUUCUCUCCACCUUCGCUCAGCUCUAUCAGACCUGCAGCUCCCGGAUCGUCCGGUUGGAGCAGGAAGUCUCCGCCCACCGCAGUCAUGUGACCGCGCUGCGCAGCGAGCUGCAGGACGCCUGUCUCCGUGACAACCUCGCCUACGUCCCUGUGGAUGAGUUUCCUGAAACGCCCCCGCCCGCUGAUGUAGACGCUCCUCGACCCGUUCCCCUCUCUGAUUUGUUGAAGGAGCCGCCUGUCAGUUUAAAGAUAAACCCCGCCCCUUCCUCUCCACUCCACAAACCCACCAGGACCAAAAUGAAGGAGAAGAAAGCCGUGAAGACGAACAGAGGACACGUGAAGAGCGGAGGGAGGAAGUAGACGGACAGUUUGUGCUGUCGGGACUUUUUACUGAUGAUUGUAAAAACUACAAACUGCAGAGAAGGAUCAGUUUCAAGAUGUUUUUGUUUUGGAAAGUUGUGAAAACUCUUCAACUUGACAUGAAACACAAGAGAAGUCCUCCAUCAGCAAACAUCCAGACAAUCAAAACUUUUAUUUAUACGAGUUAUCAGCUGUAGAGAAGAAUCAGAGUUUUAUAUAAUGUAGGUUUUUUCAACAUGUUUUUUUCUUUUCCUUUUUAUGUUUCACACACACACACACACACACACACACACACACACACACACACACACACACACACACAGCUGGUUGGUGACAGACGUCUGAAGGCCAUAUGGUCGUCUGUUAUGACAGGGACUGUGUGUGUGUGUGUGACAGAUCAGCAGCUGGUUACUGUAUGAGUUGAGUUUACCUUCAGUAAAACAUUUCUGCUCUUUUA